Molecule: messenger RNA, 1692 nt
Organism: Uranotaenia lowii
Lineage: Eukaryota; Metazoa; Arthropoda; Insecta; Diptera; Culicidae
Product: BTB/POZ domain-containing protein KCTD9
Exons: 3
Coding region: 210-1367 (385 amino acids)
Biological process (GO): protein homooligomerization
Molecular function (GO): protein binding
Source: RefSeq, a predicted model, not a curated record
AUGUAAACAAAGUUACCAAUUUUCACAAAUUAAUCAUUCAAAUUUUGGUACAGAAAAAAAGUUGUGAAAAAUACACGGAUUUCUGUCCAAAACGGAUACAUUUUACAAGUUCCGACGAGUUACGAGUUUUUCUAGUUUUUGUGCAAUUUACUCCACGCUGCUAGUUGGAUAAUUGGACUGUGAAACCACGAAUAAUCCGUAGCAGAGUUAUGAGUACUAGGAAAAUCAACACCAGCAACAGCAGCAGUGGAUCACCAUCGAGAGCAUCAACAUCUUCCGCUCCCGACUGUGAUGGGCGGAUGCCCUCGACAAGCACUGCUAUGGUGUCCGACGCCAGCAGUGUCCAGAAAGCUUCAGGCUCAACAAAUAAUGCUCAACGUACUUCCGCCGGACAAUCCUCGUCAUUGGUUUCGUCCAAAUGGAUCAGCCUGAACGUCGGUGGUAAGGUUUUUACCACCACCCUAAGCACCCUGAUAAACAAAGAACCACACAGCAUGCUGGCCCGAAUGUUUGCACACCAUCAGGAGCAAGAGGAUGCCGAUGGCUACCCGGGCAAUCAGAUUGUGAUGGCUCCAAGCGACAAGGAUGGGCGCGGUGCGUAUCUGAUCGACAGGAGUUCACAGUAUUUCGAACCGUUACUGAACUAUCUGCGACAUGGGCAGCUGAUUUACGACGCCCACUUAAGCUUGGAAGGAAUCCUGGAGGAAGCGAAAUUUUUCGGCAUCGAAGGACUGAUCCCGCAGCUGGAAAGUCUGGUGCAGCAGCAGCAAGCAACAAACGUUGAGGAUAUGCCGCUUACCCGGCGGGAUGUGAUCAGUGCCCUGAUCAAAACCAGCCACAUGACUGAGUUGAGGUUUCAGGGUGUCAAUUUAGCGGGCGCAGACCUAAGGAAGUUGGACUUGCGCCACAUCAACUUUAAGUACGCUUGCCUGCGGGGUUGCAACCUUUCGCUUGCCAACCUCAACUUUUGCUGCCUGGAGCGGGCCGAUCUCAGCCAUGCCAAUCUCGAGGGAGCCCAGUUGCUGUCGGUGAAAGGGCUUUGCGCCAACAUGGAAGGCGCCAAUCUUCAGGGUUGCAACUUCGAGGAUCCUUCCGGAGUGCGUAGCAACCUGGAGGGCGUCAAUCUUAAGGGUGCUUGUCUGGAGAAUAGCAAUAUGACCGGAGUCAACCUGCGGGUAGCCAAUCUGCGGAACGCCAAUCUUAAGAACUGCAACCUUAGGGCGGCGGUUUUGGCUGGUGCUGAUUUGGAGAGAUGCAAUUUAUCCGGUAGCGAUUUGCAGGAGGCAAAUCUGCGCGGAGCGAACUUCAAAGAUGCCCAAUUGGAGCUGAUGUUAACUCCGCUUCACAUGUCUCAAGCUGUCCGUUAAACGAACGUUACAAGCUCAGGACAGCUAGGCGAAACGUGGUAAGAAUUAACGAUUUACUAUUGAUAACACUUACAUAAAUGAUGUGAACAUAUACGAAAAUCGAAGUAGAAAAGUUUAAAAACUCUAACAUUAACUUAUAACGACUAAUAGCGCUAGAAAUUAAAGGAAAGUGUCAAGAAUCGCGGCUGGAUCAGGGUUUCCGAAUUGCAAUAAAUUGACUUAUGUUAAUCUAAUCUAAAUGGUAACUACUACAUGGAUAUGUCAAUGACGACGUAGCUUACACACAGGCUCUAGAAUCGAGCGCCAAUCUUAAUAAAUUAUUACA